AAACUGGGCUCUUUGCUCGGAUUUGUCUUGGUGAUUUAAUUCCAGACAAAAUGUGUGGGAGAAGAUAUCUUGGAUUUGUGCUCCUGGUUUGGUUUCAAGGAGUGCUGCAUGUGCAAACGUCAGAUCAGCCUUGUUCAGCUCCAAAACUGAAUAAUGGUUAUUUGAUCCCUGAAGAACUCGCUUACAAUCAUGAAUCAAAGCUCACUUAUUCCUGUGAUAAAGGACGUAAACCUGCAGUGGAGGGUUGGUGGGCGACAAGCACAUGUCACAAUGGCAAAUGGUCUCCUGAACCACAAUGUAUAGACGAAAAAGCCUGUCUGCCACCAACUAUCCCCAAUGGAAUAUACACUGUAAACACAAACGGCUGGUAUGAGGAGAGAGACAUUAUCAGGAUAACAUGUGACAAAGGAUAUAAACACAAAAACCGGGUCGCAACAGCUGAAUGUAUUACCGGAACAUGGUCCUCUGUGCCGGUCUGUGAGAAAAGUAUCCAUGCAUGUGGUGAGCCCCCUCAAGUCCCCCACGCAGUGAUCAUUUUCCAGGGAUUCCAGGACUUCUUUGCUCCAGAUACAGGGUUGCAGUAUGAAUGUGAAGAUGGGUAUACUAUAGAGGGAGCAGACACCAAGAAAACCAUCUACUGCUUAUCUGGAAACUGGACUCAAGGCCCCGUGUGCAGCAGAGUAACCAGACCGGGUCCUGGACCUGUUGGUCCUGCACUGGGGGGAACAGGUGGGGGACACCCUCCAUCAACUGGCAGUGCGACACAACCUGCAGGCGGUGGAACGGAUCGUGGACAUGGUGGAUCUGGAGGACACGCCACAUCUGCUGGGAGUGGGACACAGCCUGAGUGGAGAGUCAACAUUUGUGGAAACCCCCCCGUAGUUCCUAAUGGUGAUGUUGUGGGAUAUGGUCAAAGGUAUUUGAGGUACGAAUGCUCUAGUUUUUACAAACUAGAUGGUCCAGAGAAAGUGGUGUGUUACAGCGAUGGCACGUGGUCAAACGUACCCUACUGCAGAGUCAACUUCUGUUCAGUGGACACUGAUGGACAUCCACAUUUAAAAUCUGCUGGAGUUCAUUACAUGAAAUAUGGGGAGGAGGUGAGAUUGCCAUGUGUGCAGGAUCCUUCCUGGUGGACGGAUCACUAUUCUUUGGUCAAGUGCAUCUAUGGAAGAACGGUUGUUUACGAUUGUUGUACCAGGUUUGCACUAAAGUCGGAUUGCUGCUAAGGCUGCAUCAUCAAGGGGAAGAUACUUCCGCCUUUGGAAUUGCUGAAAACAGCCUGGAAACCUUUGAGAGAUAAAUAAGUAAUCAUUACGUCAAAAAGAUUCUGACUUUUUAUCUGUGAAUGGCCACAUAGUUGUAGAAGCAAUUUGUUUGCAUGCUUAAAGCUGCAAAAAAUAAGGUCUCAAUAAAGUCUUGAAUUUCAACACAAAA
This is a messenger RNA of Anoplopoma fimbria (sablefish), 1434 nucleotides long. Its product is annotated as complement factor H-like. The transcript is spliced from 10 exons. Lineage: Eukaryota; Metazoa; Chordata; Actinopteri; Perciformes; Anoplopomatidae. The coding region runs from base 51 to 1226 and encodes 391 amino acids. The record is from RefSeq and is a predicted model, not a curated record.